Messenger RNA from Acanthoscelides obtectus, 1219 nucleotides. The record is from the annotation of a GenBank genome assembly. NCBI's taxonomy places the organism in Eukaryota, Metazoa, Arthropoda, Insecta, Coleoptera, Chrysomelidae.
UCGAAUCUUAAAGUUAUGCAACAAUAAACUGAAUCACCCUGUAUAUACUUGUUUACGCAUCGAAGUGUAUUUGAUUGUGAAUGCUCCGUUUUUGGCCUGUGAUUUUUGACGAUUCAUAGAUUUUAUUGUGUAAUCUUAUGACAACAGUAGUAUUAAUAUAUCGCAUAUAGACAUAGAUAUAACUUUUCAUCAAAAUGAACAGACGUUUGGUUGGUCUACAGUCAUACUAUUCCGUCUAGGUUGUUAACUAGCUAAGGAAAUGAAACAAGCUCGGCGACAUUAAUGUAUGCAUGCCUCUUAUUAGCCAUGCAUCCGGAUAUACAGGAAAAGCUUUACCAUGAUGUAGUGAGUAUUUGUGGACUAGACGAUCCAAUUACAUUAGAAAAAUUAUCCAAAAUAGAUUAUGCGGAACGCAUUAUCAAAGAAACGCUUCGGCUUUUUCCCUCUGCUCCAAUAAUUGGAAGAUAUACGCAAGGGGAUCUAGAUAUUGGUGGCAGAGUGAUACCCAAACAUUCGACGGUGUAUCUACACAUAGUUUAUACUCAUAGAGAUCCUAGAUUCUGGCAAGAACCACUGACGUUCGAUCCUGAUCGCUUCUUACAGGAAAAUGCCUCAAAAAUCUACCCAUUCAGCUACAUACCUUUUUCAUAUGGCUCGAGAAAUUGCAUUGGUUUGAGAUUUGCAAUGACUAGUAUAAAGAUAGCAUUGGUAAACCUAAUCCGGAAGGUGAAGAUAUUCACCGAUUACAAAAGUGUCGAAGAUGUCAAGUUGAAGGCCCACUUCUUACUUAGACCGAGAGAUGGAUGGAAACUAAGAUUUGAAGCCAGAAACUGACACAACGCUUGAGAAGAACUAAUAGUAACUCCAAAGCCUACCUCCUCCUUAAGUUUGUCGCGGUACUUAUUGGACAUCCUGUAUAGAGAUUAAAUGGAAGACUAUUAAGAAGCCAUGAAGGAAUACUUCGGGGAAGUGGAGGUAGUUAAAUCCGAAAUAUGUUAAGCUUUGUCCAGUGGUUACAAUCUUUGCAGGGUCACAGCAGUUGUUUCCGGAUGAAGUUCAGGGCUGAUCUCACAGAUCACGGUGGCACAUUCUAGACUUGGUAACCGUUCGCAGUGUACAACUUUCGAACCAAUAAAUCUUAAACUUUGAGGUACGGGACUGAUUUACUUUAAAUCCGUAAAAGUGAGUCUUGUUUUUCUAUUGCAAACUCUAAUUUGUC